AUGCGACUCGACAGCUCCGCUCUCUCCACCCUCAACAUUUUCCCCGUCGACAAAACCCGCGACUCCACCUCCAGGUUUCCUCGCUGCUUCGCCUUCACUCGCAGCCUUUUCGGCCUUCUCAACCACACUCUCACCGCCGGCAUGGGCGAACGGCUUCUCCGCCGCUGGCUCUGCCAACCGCUCAUCUCCAUCGAUCGCAUCAACACGCGCUUAGACCUCGUCGAGCUCUUUCUUCACGACGUUUCGCUCCGCAACGAGCUCCGCACGGGCUGCUUAAAAGGCCUCGUCGACAUCGAAAAGCUCGCGCAGCGCCUCGAACGCCGCGUUCGCUUCCGCCUCCAAGAUUUAUACGUUCUGAGUCAGGGCGUUUCCAAGCUGAACCGAAUCCUUAACACGAUGGAGAACAGCGAGCAUGCCUCCAAUCCCACGCUCCAAUCCGUCUUCAUCGACCCUAUUCGCGAUCUCAUCCAAUCCUUUGAACCGUUUCGCGAGCUCUGCGAUCACGUGAUCGAUCCCGACGCGCUCGCCAUGACGCCGCCCGAAUUUUUGGUGCGUCCAACCUACGACGCCACGUUGGAAUCUGUCGCGCAGCGCAAAAACCAGCUUUUCGCGGAGAUUACCGCGGUUUUCGACUCCGUCCGGGAACAGUAUUCCACGAUGGACGUGAAGUGCGAGCGAAACGCCCGGUUUGGAUUCUGCUUCCGCGUGUCGAGUCGGUUUCACAACGAAGUGGAAUCGAUUCCCGACGUGUCCGUGCUGCAAGUCCUGAAAAACGGCAUUUAUUUCACACUCGACGGUUCCACGUUUCCACUCGGGCGUUUCGUCAUGUAUAGCGACUUCCGCGGUUUGUCCAGCGAUUUUGAGGAGUGCAGAGCGGAGUAUGCCAAGGCCCAGGAACGAUUGGUCGCCUCCAUCAUCGACGUGGCUCGCACCUACGUUCCACGUUUCCACGUUUUCGCUUCGCUCGCCGCGCAAUUGGAUGUGUUAUUGUCCUUCGCUGAGGCCUCCUCCAUCGCCUCCAUUCCCUACACACGCCCUCAAUUCCUUCCCUCUACCCCCAUUGUAGGGUUUGGCAUUGCGGGACCAAUAGAUAUCCGGAUCGAGGAGGGACGACAUGCAAUCCUGGAAGUGCAGACGGGUCUGCAGUUCAUUCCGAACGAUUUGGAUUUGACUCCUCGGAACAAUAUUCCGCAGAACGUGUGCAUCAUAACGGGACCGAAUAUGGGUGGAAAGAGUACCUAUAUGCGGCAAUUAGGGCUCAUCGUGAUGAUGGCGCAGAUUGGCUGCUUCGUUCCCGCGAAAACCGCGGUUUUCCCGGCGUUUUCUGCGCUGUACACGCGCGUGGGCGCGUCGGACAACCAGUCCCGCGGGGUAUCGACGUUUAUGAGCGAGAUGAUUGACAUGUCAAACAUUCUGAGCGGGUGUAGCGAAGAUAAAGGGAAGAGUUUGAUUCUGAUUGAUGAGUUGGGGCGUGGGACGUCGACGUAUGACGGCUUGGGCCUUUCGUGGGGAAUUCUGGAGUUCAUUCUCCGGAAAAUCCCGAAUUGCUUCUGUUUGUUUACAACCCAUUUUUACGAACUCACAGCCAUCGCGAAGCAGUUCCCCGCGGUGAAGAACGUGCACGUGACGGCGUUGAACGGGGAGAAUUACAUCACGAUGAUGUACGGCGUGCGGGAAGGGCCGUCGGACAAAUCGUUUGGAAUUAACGUGGCGCAGCUGUGCAAUUUCCCGAAGGAAGUGAUUCGGGUGGUGGAUGGGACGCGAAUUGAGGCGUAG
Molecule: messenger RNA, 1776 nt
Organism: Blastocystis hominis
Lineage: Eukaryota; Bigyra; Opalinata; Blastocystidae
Exons: 4
Coding region: 1-1776 (591 amino acids)
Biological process (GO): mismatch repair; mitotic recombination
Cellular component (GO): nucleus; MutSalpha complex
Molecular function (GO): ATP binding; ATP-dependent DNA damage sensor activity; mismatched DNA binding
Source: RefSeq, a predicted model, not a curated record